Alexandromys fortis (reed vole) is the source of this 6388-nucleotide messenger RNA. RefSeq names its product angel homolog 2 (gene Angel2). The transcript has 8 exons. Gene Ontology annotation, biological process: 3'-UTR-mediated mRNA stabilization. The record is from RefSeq and is a predicted model, not a curated record. Bases 2149 to 3837 code for a protein of 562 amino acids. Gene Ontology annotation, molecular function: 3'-5'-RNA exonuclease activity; mRNA 3'-UTR binding. Lineage: Eukaryota; Metazoa; Chordata; Mammalia; Rodentia; Cricetidae.
GUGCCAGGAUUCCUGGAACAGACAGUUGUGAGCUGCCACAUGGGUGCUGGUAAUUGAACCCCGUCCUUUGGAAGAGCAACCGGGGCUCUCAACCACUGAGUCAUCUCUCCAGCCCCAGUACUUAUUUCUUUACACAACAAGCCAGAGGAGCUGGGGUGUACUGGAGGAGAGACUCCGGUGAAUGGCAGGUGUCCCAUAAGUCUGGUCCAGUUAAUAAUCUAUUCAGUGAUAUUUUGUCUGCCAUGUGUUGCUAUAGUCAGCAGAGUACUAGGUUGAAUAAAUUUGAAAAUAAUGAGUCAUAACCCUUCUCACAAGCUACUUACAAUGUCAUGGAACAAGGCAUAUGCGAAACUACAGGUCAAAUGUAAUAAACUGGAUUUCAUUUUAAAAAAUGAAUUUCAAACUACAAAAUUGUGACUACCUUAGAAAAUAGGGUAGUAUAAAACAGAAGCAAUCAGCCCUCAUUUGCAGAUUCUGCAUUUGCGAACUGCCUAGUCCCUAAAACCUAUCUCUAGUGCACAAGCCGAUCCUUUCAGUGUUUUCACAGUAACCAACUUUAGUUGCCUAGUGUGCUGUGUUCCUAGCUGAGACUGAGUAAGGCACACUGCCCUCUUGAGUUUCCAGGUUGUAAGAAAGCAACGUUUUUACAGCCUACUUAAUCCACACUUGACUGGUUUUGCUGUUUUCUAAAAACGGUCCCUAAACACACUGCUGUAAGAUUCUGAAGGGACAAAGGAAAUGAUGUGAUAUAUAGAGAAAAUAUGUAUACUAAAUAACCUUCGUUUAGGCAUGGAUUGGAAUGCGAUUGGACCUGGGUUUAAAGUUAGUGAAGUAACAAGAAACAUGCAUAAAACAAGAUUUCAUAUUGGCUGAUGAAAACGUCAUCAGAAGCCAAGUGUGACAGUACAUGCCUGUAAUCCCAGCACUGACAUCGAUGUGAGGUGAGUUUGAGGCCAGUAUUUAUCACCUAGCAAGAUUUUUUUUUUUUUUUCAGAAUGUAUGCGUUGUGCGCGCACGCAUGUGUGAAAUCAGGCACUCAACUUUCCUCGUAAUUCACGAAUUCAGCAUUCCUGGCAUGUUUAUACAAUUUAACUACUUCAGAGAAAGAGAAUCAGCUACACUGUGAAAGUAAAGUAUUUCUCAAAAUUAACAGAAGGGGGAACAAAAGAAACAAAACCCCCGAACUUCCCCAAGAAAAUAUACGCAGCUCUACUAAAACAAACUCCGCAAGCAGCGACCCUAGCUCCCGGUGCCCUCUGCUUUUGGCCUCGCUCUCCUUCCUGUGUCUUCCUAUGUUUUCCAAGAAUCUCCGACUCCUACGCUAGAUCUCACAGACACGGAUAAUCAACACAACGUAAGUACAAGUGUGUUCCCCCGUGACAUCCUAAAUUAGACUGUAAGCCCCACCUGCCCAAAGACAGGUAACUUCCAGGGAUUCUGGGAGUUGUAGUUCUUUAAAAAAAAAAAAAAACAAAGUCUCAUGAGAAAGUACGGUGGCCUAUGAGUUUUGACAGUAAAAGCCACCCCCCUUACACACACAGGUAUCUCAGGGCCACUCAGCUAGAAAGUUUCAGGGAGUGAUCCUGACCAAGGUCCAUCGUGGACAGUAUUUAAACUUUAGUGAAAACAUCUUUUAAAUAUGGCCCGAAAAUGGUGGGAUCAGUUUUAUUCCGGCGAAUCGCAGAAUCAACAGUAUUUAGAUGUAUUCCCACAAAAUUAAUUUAUAAAAAUCUGAAGUCCGAAGUUCUAUGGAAACCUACAGAACAGUAUUUCCUCAACAUCUAUCUGCCUUUUGGAUCUGCCCGAGCACGUGAAAAACACACCAAGUCUCCAUCAGCGCCAGCUCAGAGGUGUUCAUAGAGACGUCCGGCACUAGCGUUCUGCUCCUUUAAGAGGCGGUCCGAAGUUUUGCCCUACGCGGAAACGGCUUCCCGCACACACUCUGCGCAUGCCCAGAGUCGCGCAGUCGAAGGACUUGUCCCAGAAGGCAAGAUGGCGACCCAGCCUACGGAGAGACGCUCCUCCCAGCAUGCCUAGCGGCCGGGCCGGAGCCGAGGCGGAGUGAUGGAGAUCCGGCGGGACCCUGCGAGUGGCCGGGGCUGAGGCGCAGCCGCGAGCCUGAGCGUUGGACGCUCGCCGAGAGCUGAAAUGGAGACGUGGCGCUGUGUGCGGAGGGGCUACGGCCGCUGUGUGGCGGGGCGAGGCCGGUACUCCAUGUUUCCCCAUCCACUGAAGAGUUGGGGUCGAGACUGGAGCACACCGUGGGAAGAUCUGCAGAGGUAUUGUUGGAACAGACACAUUUCCAGUUGUCUGCGGUGGCCUGGACACUACUCACGUGCGCCUUACCCAUACUUGAGUAGCAGGCAUUUCUCACUGAACUGCAGACCAACUCUUCUGGUUGACUCUGGGACUCAGUUUCAGUUCUAUAAUUGGAGACCUGACCAUCUGCACAACACAUCCUUGUUCCAUCUCUCCAGUUACGUCAUGAGCUCUGACAGAGAUGAGCCCUCAUCCAAACGAAGAAAACGCCAUGGAACAAUAAAAAGGAAUUGGGAGUAUUUAUGUAGCCAUAAUAAAGAAAAGAUGAAGGACGGAGAAGACAAGAAUGCCGACUCCACGUGUGAGGACAGUGAAGGAAAGUUCGACUUUUCAGUGAUGUCUUACAAUAUCCUCUCCCAAGACUUACUGGAGGAUAACUCGCACCUCUACAGACACUGCCGGCGUCCAGUGUUACACUGGAGCUUCCGGUUCCCCAAUAUCCUGAAAGAAAUCAAACAUUUUGAUGCCGAUGUAAGUGUGAAGCCGUGUCAGAGCUUCUGUUCCGAGGACAGUGUGGUCGAUUGUGCAUUCCUGGGCAGUGUCUUAGUGAGGGGGAGCCCUUUCUGUCUCUCUUUUCUAAAUUCAUUCCUUCUAGGUUAUCACUGUGAAUAUAAGAUGAAGACAGGAAGGAAACCUGAUGGCUGUGCCAUUUGCUUCAAACAUGCCAAAUUUUCACUCCUCUCCGUGAACCCAGUGGAAUUCUGCCGUCGUGACAUUCCUCUGCUGGACAGAGACAACAUUGGAUUAGUGUUACUCCUGCAGCCCAAGAUGCCACGUACUGCCUCUCCCUCCAUCUGUGUAGCUAACACUCAUCUGCUGUAUAACCCACGGCGAGGUGAUAUUAAGCUGACUCAACUGGCAAUGCUGCUCGCAGAGAUUUCCAGUGUGGCCCAUCAGAAAGACGGCAGCUUCUGUCCCAUCAUCAUGUGUGGUGACUUUAACUCUGUUCCUGGUUCUCCACUCUAUAGUUUCAUAAAGGAAGGAAAAUUGAAUUAUGAAGGACUUGCAAUUGGAAAGGUAUCUGGCCAGGAACAGUCAUCUCGGGGACAGAGAAUCUUAUCUAUUCCAAUUUGGCCCCCAGACCUGGGCAUCUCCCAGAGCUGUGUGUAUGAGACACAGCAGGUUCCCAGAGCAGAAAAGACAGACAGCGGUCUGACGGAGGCCCCACUGGAGAAGGCAGAGGUCGGAGUGUCAGCUGAAAACAUGUCUUCACAUCUCCAGCACCACUUCAGCUUGUCAUCUGUUUACUCUCACUACCUUCCUGACACCGGGCUUCCAGAGGUGACCACCUGCCAUUCCCAGAGCGCCAUAACUGUUGACUAUAUUUUCUACUCUGCAGAAAAGGAGGAUGCUGCUCGGGGUCCAGGAGCUGAAGUUGCUUUGGUUGGUGGCUUGAAACUUCUAGCUAGACUGUCGCUUCUUACAGAGCAAGACCUGUGGACCGUGAAUGGGCUUCCCAAUGAACACAACUCCUCAGACCAACUGCCUCUGCUGGCUAAGUUCAGGCUGGAGCUCUGACUCAGUGCUCACUCGCACAGCUUCCUGUCUUCCCAAAGACUAUGAAGAUACUGUUUGCAUGAUAUUCAUAUUUGUGCUGUGGGGUUCUGAACUUGCUUGAGCAGAUUGGAAGGAACAAGUUUACAACAGCUUUUUAAUGGAAUAUUUUUCUGACAACUGAUGUCUAAACACUUUAUUGUAAAAGAUAGAAAUAACUUUUAAGUCCUGGUGAAGUUAACAGCAUUUUUAAAAUGUAGUUCCUCUCCUUGGCCCUCCAGCUAUGAACUUAGUAUAUCCAGUGGACCUCCGGGACUAGCAGAGCUCAGGCAUUGCCUCUCAUGGAGGUCUGGUUUCACUGGGAGAAGUCUGUGCUUGCUGAGAGCUAAUCAGUUCUUAGGAGUCACUGGUCAUUCAGUCACAGGUGUCCAACCACAGUAGCUCCUCAAGGGCUUGAUGUACUCUUGAGUUGUACAAAUGCUCACCCACUUCACUCCAUCCUGAGCUGUGGGACAUGCCUACACUUUUUAGGGGAAAUACUUGAGGAAUAUAGGUCAUUCUCAUAAGAGGGCAAAGCUCUUAGCCAACAUGGUGGUACGUACCUUACAUCUUAGCAUUUGGGAGGUGGAGGCAGGAUUAGCAUUUAAAGCCAACUUUAGCAACAUAGCAAAUUUGAGACCUGGGCUACAUGAAACCCUGUAUUAAAAAAACAAAAGCUGGAUUGAUGGUGUCCCAUGCUUUUAAUCCCAGCACUCAGGAGGCAGAGGCAGGCAAAUCUAGUUCAAGCCCAGCCUGGUCUACAGACUGCGUUCCAGGACAGCCAGGACUACACAGAGAAACUUGUAGCCAAAAAAAAAAAAAGAGGUCCAAGUGCUUUAUCUAAGCCCACUCCUGUCCUGUACAGGGGUUGCCCCAAGGAGAGCAGAUGAGCCAGGUGCAGCCAUGCACGUGUGUAGUGCUAGCAUCCAGGAGACAGGCAGGAACAUUACAUGUUCAGGGUCAGCUUGGGCUACAGCAAGACCCUGACUCAAAGAUAGACAAGAAGGCGGCAAACCCUGGCUUGUAACUGUGUCCCCCUGUACUUCCCUUUCUGUUUGGUGACAGUAGAAUACCCUUGGGUCAGGAGUGACAUUUUGUUGACCCAUUUUAUAUAAAUUUUAGAAAAUCAGUCUUUGGAAGGAAGCAGCAGCUCUACUCCUAUUGUUGUUCAUCUCUAGCGUGCAGAAGCCAGAGCGUAGGGAGGCACGGCUUAGGCCCCGGAGCUGCACACUCCACGCUUCCGCAGAGUAACUCUAGGCCGCAGUGUUGAGCUUUCUGGUGCAGUGGUGCAGCAGUGUGCCAUGGUGCUUACACUGGGUGAAGCCUCACAGCCGGUCUGACAAGGCCUGUUAGCUCUCCCUGUGCAAGUGCCGGUUAAACCUUUCAAUGUAAGUAGAAAUUCCCUCUGCUUUCUAAGAUAGUAGAAUCAGAUUACAGGCAUUUUUACUAAGUCCUUAUAGUGCAGUAAAUUACAAGUGUUUUCUACAGCGAUUUUUAUUAAUAGAAUGUUUUAAAUUAGGCAGUAAGUCUUUGCAAUUUUAAGUUAUUUAUUAGUUAUUUUAGUCUACGAGAUGACUGCCUCAGAGGUACAGAGAUUGUAAAGACAUGUCCACUGAGAACUGCAGUGACAAAGGUCUCACCUUGGUUUUCAUGACAGUAUUAACAUAGUGCCAGAUGCCCCCAGUUUUCAGUAGUGCUAAGGGUCUGGUUAUCAGAUUAUAGUGGUAAUUGUCCCUUUUUAAUAUGGGGGUUGAGUGAAUUAGUGUAAACAUUGUUGGCACACUGACAUUCCUGAAAACCUCUGCAGAACGUUUUUAUAUCCUGAUGAGUAUGUUAUGAGUUAGGCCAUUUCAUGUACUUCACUUUGAUACAGUUAACCUGUAAACUGCUGUUAGCUUAUCAGUGUUCAUCUGUGGCCCAGACACUUUUCACAAGCUUUUUGAGCUCCAAUAAAAACGAUCUAUUUUCUCUACUCUUCUGACAGAAAAGCUGGCAGCUCUUCUGGUGGGCCUUGUGUUUACCUGUCAAGCACAAUCUGAUCUGGCUGACUGCAGAAGUCAGCUCAGUUUCAAAUGUGUACUGUCGUGUGUGUGUGUGUGUGUGUGUGUGUGUGUGUGUGUGUGUGCGCGCGCGCGCGUGCGUGCGUCUAGAGACCAGAGGUGAAUCUUGGGUGUUAUUCCUCAGGAGCUGUCCACCUUCUAUUUUUAAGAGAGGGUCUCUCACUGACCUGGAACAUGCCAAAGUAGGGUAAGCUGACUGACCAGCAAGGCCAAGAUCCCUCUGUCUCUGCCUCCCUCGUGUGGGAUUACAUGUGGAUACCUACCUGGCUUCUCAUGUGGUCCUGGGCUCACACUCAGGUCUUCCUCUAACUGAGCCAUCUCCCCAGCCUCCUGCUGGCCAAGGUUUAAAAAAAAAAAAGGGAAACUGUAAAGUGAUGGUAGUCUGGUUCUACUGUACCUUUGCCAUCAAGACAAUAGGAAUGCUCAAGUCCUUUCUACUUUGUAUCUAUAAACUGUAAUAAAUUAUUAUAUUUGCA